This is a messenger RNA of Mya arenaria, 5511 nucleotides long. RefSeq names its product proprotein convertase subtilisin/kexin type 5-like. The coding region runs from base 1 to 5511 and encodes 1836 amino acids. The transcript has 35 exons. Gene Ontology annotation, molecular function: protein binding. Gene Ontology annotation, biological process: signal transduction. NCBI's taxonomy places the organism in Eukaryota, Metazoa, Mollusca, Bivalvia, Myida, Myidae. The record is from RefSeq and is a predicted model, not a curated record. Gene Ontology annotation, cellular component: cell surface.
AUGCAAUGGAAAAGUUGCGAGUCGGGGCGGCAGUACGACCCUGUGAGCCGGAAGUGCGAGGUUUGUCCGCCCAAUACCUUCUGGGACAAGACUUCCUGUGUGUCCUGUCCACACGGCUACACCCGCAAGCCCGGUGCAUAUGAUUGUGAACCACCUUGUGAACCGGGAACGUUCUGGGACGUUAAUCGGAAGUUGUGCCUCCCGUGCCCCACGGGUCAAUACCAGGACAGCGUCGGACAGCAGUCCUGUAGACACUGCCCCUACGGUCAGACCACAGAACAUGGAGGUGCCAAAACGGUGUACGAAUGCAUUGAUAUACCUGAUUGUCCGCCCGGGACCUUCAAGACUCCCGGGACCUCCGUGUGUGACCCCUGUCCCAGCGGCUCCUACCAGGACAGACCGGAUAUGACGUAUUGUAACGCCUGUCCCGACGGCCUCCAUACGGCCACACCAGGGGCUAAAAGUCGGGAGGACUGUCAAGCCCCAUGCCCAGCAGGUCGAUACUGGGACAGUCAUUACGAGGACUGCCGUCCAUGUCCUAUUGGCCAGUACCAGGAUCGGAAGUACCAGACAAGCUGUAUUUCCUGCCCUCGUGGUCAGACAACAGACGCCGUGGGCGCCGCGAGCAAGGAUAAAUGUAAAGAGGAACGUGACGAGGAUUGCCCUCCCGGCAAAUUCCUGGACCACGCCAGUUACACGUGCAGACCGUGUCCCGUUAACUCGUACAAGGACCGCAACGGGCAGGACUCGUGCACACCGUGCGGGUAUGGAAAGUUCACCAGCGAGCCCGGCUGCACCAGUAGCAAGCAAUGUAAAGAGUGUCCCCUUGGAAAGCAGUUUGACGAGUCAACCCACGAGUGCGAGCCAUGCCCUGUUAACCAGUACCGGGACGCCGGUCACUACAAGUGCCUGCCUUGUCCCUACGGUCUCCACACUCCCGCCGUUGGCAGCACCGUGUGCGCGCGUACGUACAUACCGGUUUCUAGUCAGAAGGUUCAAACUACACAAUCUUCUUGUGAGGCAGGGGCGUAUUGGCUGCGGGCGCUCCAGCUGUGCCUCAAGUGUCCCAAGGGCACCUACCAGGACGAGCCCUACCGGGACUCCUGCAAGCCAUGCCCCGCUGACCAUGCAGCCUGUGGAAAGGGCAAUUACCAGGAGGGAGGCGAGUGCAGGCCAUGUCCGGUGGGCACCUAUCAGAGCCGGGAGGAGAUGACAUACUGUGUGGCCUGUCCACAGGGUUACAUAACACCAAACACCGGGGCGAACACAUACCAAGACUGUAUUGAGUGUCCAGGGGGCGAGGAACGGCGGUACGGUGAGACCCGAUGCACGCCGUGUCCCAAAAACCAGUACCGGUCGCCGGGCGAGCCGUCUUGCCGCCCCUGUCCGGAUGGCCACAUUACACUCAACACAGGCUGCCAUUCCGUUGCAUUAUGUCUUCAUGCCCCGCCUCCCACGUGCCCAGUCGGUUCCUUCUUGGACGUGUCCAGUAAGACGUGCAAGAAAUGCCCGGUGGGGACAUACCAGGACCAGACCGGUCAGACUUCUUGCACGCAGUGCUCGGAUGGUCAAACAACAGCCCACCCUGGCGCAGACAGCAGCAACGACUGUAGACCGUGUGACGCCGGCUACUAUUACAUCCCCGGCCAUGACGGAUGUGAUCCCUGUCCGCAGAACACGUACUGUGAGAGCGGGCAGACCCAAUGUAACCCAUGUCCUUCCAGCUACAUCACCCUUCACACAGGAACCGGAUACAAAACUGAUUGCUUACCUCCGUGUGACAAAGGUCAGUUUUGGGACAGCACGUAUGGACUAUGUCGGCCAUGCACAAUUGGAAAAUACCAGAACAAACCUAACCAGGAGGAAUGUGUUGAUUGUCCUCACGGCAAAACUACGGCAUCUGAAGGAGCAACACACCUUUAUGAUUGCAUUGAUAAACCACCACAAGAUUGUCCUAAAGGUAGUUUCCUGGAUCACUCAACAAAAACUUGUCAAAAAUGUCCUGUUGGGACAUACCAAGAUGAAACAGGACAAACCAACUGUAAACCAUGUCCGGACGGAAAGACCACGCGUUACCCGGGAGCAGACAACGAGCAUGAUUCGUGUGACGCCGGCUACUAUUACAUCCCCGGCCAUGAUGGAUGUGACCCCUGCCCCCAAAACACGUAUUGUGAGAGCGGACAGAGCCAGUGUUACCCCUGUCCUUCCGGUUACAUCACACUUCACACAGGAACCGGAUACAAAACAGACUGCUUACCCCCGUGCGACCGAGGCCAUCACUGGGAUUCCAGUCUCAAGAUAUGCAGACCUUGUCCUGUAGGCCGCUACCAAGACAAACCUCAUCAGUUAAGCUGCGACGAAUGCCCGUAUGGAAAAACUACCGAGCAUGAGGGAUCCACAACAAUCUACGACUGUACAGAUUUACCUCCACCAGACUGUCCUAAAGGCAGUUUUCUGGAUUUGUCGUCCAAUCAGUGCAGAGAAUGCCCAGUUGCAACCUACCAGGACCAGCAAGGGCAAACCACAUGCAAGCCGUGUCCGAAGGGCAAAAUAACGCCACACCCCGGCGCUGACAGCAUUACCGACUGCCAAGCCUGUAGCCCCGGCUACUAUUACAUCCCCGGCCAUGAUGGGUGUGAUCCUUGCCCCAAGAACACCUACUGUGAGAGCGGACAGACCCAGUGUUACCCCUGCCCGUCCGGCUACAUUACGCUACACGUGGGAACGGAACACAAAACUGACUGCCUGUCCCCGUGUGAACGGGGUCAGUUUUGGGACUCCGUCUACACGAUAUGCCGACCAUGUGCUGUAGGAAAGUUCCAGGACAAGCCGCACCAGGAGCACUGCCAAGACUGUCCACAUGGAAAAACAACUAAACAUGAGGGAUCAACUAUCAUAUAUGACUGUAUAGACUUACCACCUCGUUCGUGUUCGAAGGGUCACUACCUAGAUGUAUCAACAGACUCGUGCAAACAAUGUCCAGUCGGUACAUACCAGGACGUUCCUGGCAAGACCUCGUGUAUACCGUGCCCUGUUGGGACAACCACGCCUUUCCCUGGAGCCUCUAGCGCGGACCAUUGCAAACCCUGUGAACCCGGCUACUAUUACAUCCUCGGCCAUGAUGGCUGUGAUGCCUGCCCCAAGAACACGUACUGUGAGAGCGGACAGACCCAGUGUUACCCAUGUCCUUCCGGCUACAUCACCCUACACACAGGAACCGGAUACAAAACAGACUGCUUACCGCCAUGUGACAAGGGCCAGUUCUGGGACGAUUCUGUGAAGCUGUGCAGAUCAUGUCCAGUGCGGACAUACCAGGAUAAACCGCACCAGGAGCUAUGUGAACAAUGUCCCGACGGCAAAACGACCGAGCACGAAGCAUCCACCAGCGUCCUCGACUGUAAAGAAAAACCUCCUCCGUCCUGCCCAGCUGGUUCAUUCCUGGACCUGCCCUCCAAGGAGUGUAGAAAGUGUCCAGUAGGUACUUAUCAGGACCAGGCUGGCCAAACAGUCUGCAAACCCUGCCUCGCCGGCCAAACAACACCCUCGCCCGGCGCAGAUAGCUUACACGAUUGCAAACCGUGUGACGCCGGCUACUAUUACAUCCCCGGCCAUGAUGGUUGUGAUCCCUGUCCGCAGAACACGUACUGUGAGAGCGGACAGAGCCAGUGUUACCCCUGUCCUUCCGGUUACAUCACCCUGCACACAGGAACAAGAUACAAAACUGACUGCUCACCUCCGUGCGAACGAGGCCAUCACUGGGACUCCAGUGUCAAGAUAUGCAGGCCUUGUCCUGCUGGCCGCUACCAGGACAAACCUCAUCAGUUAAGCUGCGACGAAUGUCCAUAUGGUAAAACUACCGAGCAUGAGGGAUCCACAACAAUCUACGACUGUACAGAUGUGCCUCCACCAGAAUGUCCGAUAGGUAGUUUCCUGGAUUUGUCGACGAAACAAUGCAGAAAAUGCCCGGUGGGAAGCUACCAAGACCAGAAAGGACAAACCUCAUGCAAGCCAUGUCCUGAAGGCAAACUGACGCCACAUCCCGGUGCUGACAGAAUUACAGAUUGCAAAGCAUGUGACGCCGGCUACUAUUACACCCCCGGCCAUGAUGGGUGUGAUCCCUGCCCCAAGAACACAUACUGCGAGAGCGGACAGACCCAGUGUUACCCCUGUCCUUCUGGAUACAUUACCCUGCACACAGGAACCGGAUAUAAAACUGACUGCUUGCGUAUCGUAACGGGACGCCAUGUGCCUGACUGCCCUAAGGGGACCUUUACCGACGCUCAUAACAACUGUCAAAAAUGCGAACCGGGAUUUUACCAGGACCUCCCCUACCAGAGAUUCUGUAAACCUUGCCCCCAAGGAACGACCACGCUACACCCUGGAGCAGACAGGGUGACCAACUGCAAACCAAUCGGAAACUGUGACAAGGGCCACUUCUAUGAUCAUCAUUUAUACACGUGCACGCCUUGUCCGCGGGGAACAUACCAGGACGAACCUGGCAAAGAGUCAUGUAAACCCUGUCCCUAUGGGAAAACUACACACCAGACAGGGACGUAUGCACCCGCAGGAUGUAUCUCAACAUCAACAACUAAACCAGCAGGUGCCUGUGACAAGGGCCACUACUUUGACCAUCAUUUAUACACCUGCAAUCCUUGUCCACUUGGAACAUACCAGGACGAAUCUGGCCGAGAGUCAUGUAAACCCUGUCCCAAUGGACAAACGACACAGCAGACGGGGACGUAUGGACUCGCAGGAUGCACACCUCCGAAUUGUGAGAGCGGGUAUGAAUGGAAUGAUGGCAAGUGCACACCAUGUGGCUAUGGUUCCUAUAGAAACAAAAAUCUCCACAUACGAUGCCAGCGUUGUGCUUAUGGAUAUAAGACACUCUCACAGUUUUCCAAAGAUGUCAAAGAUUGUGUACCAUCAGUAGCAAUUACACCACCAGACGAGGAGCUCUGCACCAUGGCCCUUGACCUGGUGCUCGUUGUCGACUUGUCCAGGAUGGUUGGUCCAAGAACCGUGCACAUUCUAAGAGAAUACCUCAUCCAGCUGCUGAAAAAAUUCAAGAUCAGCAAGACGAACGUACGUGUAGGGAUCCUCCAAUAUGCCAGAGGCGUGAACGCUGUCGUGGAGCUGAAGCAUGGCACCAACAUUCAAACGGUAAUAUCCAAGAUAACUAAGAAUUUCAAGACGAGCAGAUACCCGACAGUGAAUACAGCCCGAGCCCUGAACGCCGCAUGGAAGAUGCUGCAAAAACAGGGCUUUGCCAGCUGCGCCAAGCACGUUCUGCUAGUGACCGACGAAAAGGCGGACAACAGCCGAACGGACCUGUAUUCGGCAGCUGGCCUUAUUAAACGAGAAGCCAAACUUUCUGUUAUAGGUAUUCCUGUGAUGUUAAAUCUGGCAUCGGACCCUUCCCUGGCCUUUCAGAUCUCCAGCUAUACAACUCUGCCCAAUGUCCACACAGUCGCAAACAAGAUCUGCUCACAGGAUACUGUCCACAGAGGCUAG